Messenger RNA from Gambusia affinis (western mosquitofish), 980 nucleotides. It is a transcript of the gene ube2m, whose product is annotated as ubiquitin conjugating enzyme E2 M. Bases 207 to 764 code for a protein of 185 amino acids. The record is from RefSeq and is a predicted model, not a curated record. The transcript is spliced from 6 exons. NCBI's taxonomy places the organism in Eukaryota, Metazoa, Chordata, Actinopteri, Cyprinodontiformes, Poeciliidae.
AGCGCCCAUGGCUCCUCCCUGCCCGGCCUCUGCGCAGCUAACAAGCUAAGCUGGCUCGGCGGCUCGCAGCUUCUCUCGGUGUGGUUAGUUAGUUUGAGACGCACCGGCUCCAUCCACAGUACGGUGCUGCUCACAGCGACCUGGUGGAACAUUCACACCCGGCAUAGGGACACCGAGUUCGGACAUCAGCUUACAAACAGGUGAAAAUGAUUAAGCUGUUCUCCCUGAAGCAGCAGAAGAAAGACGAGGAAUCUGCUGGAGGAAACAGAGCCGGAGCCGGGGGGAAGAAAGCCAGUGCGGCCCAGCUCCGAAUACAGAAAGACAUCAAUGAGUUAAACUUGCCAAAGACGUGUGAAAUCAGCUUCCCCGAUGACGACGACCUCCUCAACUUUAGGCUCAUCAUCUCGCCAGACGAGGGUUUUUACAAAGGAGGAAAGUUUGUCUUCAGCUUUAAGGUAGGACAGGGCUACCCCCAUGACCCCCCCAAGGUGAAGUGUGAGACGAUGGUUUAUCACCCCAACAUCGACCUGGAGGGAAACGUCUGCCUAAAUAUUUUAAGAGAGGACUGGAAGCCGGUUCUGACAAUAAACUCCAUCAUCUACGGUCUACAGUAUCUAUUUCUAGAGCCAAACCCGGAGGACCCACUGAACAAGGAGGCAGCGGAGGUCCUGCAGACGAACCGGCGGCUCUUCGAGCAGAACGUCCACCGCUCGCUGCGGGGCGGCUACGUCGGCGCCACCUACUUUGAGAGAUGUCUGAAGUAGCCCCGCCCUGUCCCGCCGUCCUCCAAGCUCCUCCCGCUCUCCCUCUCCCACUGUCUGCCUGACCCCUCCUUCCUCCUUGGCUCCUCUUCGGUCGCCAUGGCGACGGGAAGCAGCACGACGCAACAAGCUUUCCAGUUUUACCACAGAAGAAGAAGUUGCACCUCCCUCUCCUCCUCUUCCUCACCUGUCCCCCCCCCCCCCUCCUCCUCCUCCUCC